AUGGGGAAGUCACGGUUCGUGUGCGAGUACUGCAACAAGUCGUUCGAAGACUCGCACGAAGCGCGGCAGCGCCACAACCGCGGACGCAACCACAAGGCCAACGUCAAGCUCUGGUACGACAGUUUCGCAGAUCACGAACGACGUGCAGUCAAUGCGACGUCAGGAAUCUCUGCAGGAACGCCACAAACGACUCGCCCCGACUCGACUUUACUAGUGCCCAUACAGCCAUUCGCAGCAGCACUUUACCACGAACCACCCGCUGUCACGCAAGAUCUCCCGCCAUCGAUGCAUCCAGCUCCACCCGGCGCCUUCUACUACUGUCGAUCCGAUUGGGGCUGA
This is a messenger RNA of Peronospora matthiolae, 339 nucleotides long. NCBI's taxonomy places the organism in Eukaryota, Oomycota, Peronosporomycetes, Peronosporales, Peronosporaceae. The record is from the annotation of a GenBank genome assembly.